Molecule: messenger RNA, 1717 nt
Organism: Hibiscus syriacus
Lineage: Eukaryota; Viridiplantae; Streptophyta; Magnoliopsida; Malvales; Malvaceae
Product: pentatricopeptide repeat-containing protein At5g66520-like
Exons: 1
Coding region: 16-1674 (552 amino acids)
Biological process (GO): RNA modification
Molecular function (GO): protein binding; RNA binding
Source: RefSeq, a predicted model, not a curated record
ACUUUCGUCUUUCAAAUGUUAGUUAAAGAAACCCUUCCCGCCAAUCCAUAUCCAUCCAACUCCAGAGCUCUAUACAAACAGCUCGUUUCCCUUCUUCAGAACCGCAAGAUCGUCAAAAAACUUUCCCAAAUCCACACUCAGAUCAUCACUAAUGGGUUUUCCCAGAAAAAUUACAUCCUAGCUCACCUUCUUUCAUUAUAUGCUACUUCAAGUAAUCUCCAACAGGCGUUUAAACUGUUUGGAACUAUCGAAAAACCAAGUACUACAGUCUGGAACCAGAUCAUCAGAGGGUUUUCUAGGACUUCAAUCCCUGAAAGAUCAUUUGAGUUGUACAAGAAGAUGGUUGCAACGGGGGAGAUUUCAGAUGGGUUUACUUAUUCAUAUGUUUUGAGUGCUUGCGCGAGGUCGGGGAUGGUGAGAGAAGGGGAGCAGAUUCACGGGAGAGUUUUGCUUCAUGGGUAUUGCUCCAAUGUGUUUGUGAGAACAAAUUUGAUUAAUUUGUAUGCAGUUGCUGGCGGUGGUGAUGACACUGGUUAUGCACGUAAAGUGUUUGAUGAAAUGGGAGAGAGAAAUGCGGUGAGUUGGAAUUCGUUGUUGGCUGGCUAUAUUAGGUGUGGAAAUCUUGAUAUGGCCAGUAGAGUUUUUGAUGAGAUGCCAGAGAAGAAUGUGGUAUCGUUUACGACGAUGAUUGCUGGGUUUGCUAAGAAUGGGAAGUGUAGGCAAGCUCUUUGCUUUUUUAAUCAGAUGAGGAGAGCUCGUGUGGAACCGGAUCAGGUAGCGUUAAUGGCGGCAUUAUCGGCCUGUGCCGAAUUGGGUGAUUUGGAACUGGGGAAAUGGAUUCACUCAUACAUCGAAGAGACGGCUCUGUUUCGAAACCAGCGAUUGUUGGUGUCUUUGAACAAUUCACUCAUACACAUGUAUGCUAGUUGUGGUUUGAUUGAGGAAGCUUAUGAAGUUCUCCGAUACAUACCGGAAAGAAGUACGGUUUCUUGGACAAAUAUGAUCACGGGCUUAGCGAAGCACGGUUUCGCUCAAGAAGCUAUUUCUCUAUUUGAAUGUAUGAUCAGCUUGGGGGAGAGGGGAGUCAAACCAGAUGAAAUAACCUACAUAGGAGUUCUCUUUGCUUGUAGUCAUGCCGGAUUAGUCGAGGAGGGUCGGCAUUAUUUUACGCAAAUGACUGGACAUUGUGGAAUUACGCCCAGGAUUGAGCACUAUUGCUGCAUGGUUGAUCUUCUCAGCCGUGCUGGUUUCUUGGAUGAAGCAUUGAAUCUUAUCGAAACCAUACCCGUAAAACCAAACGAUGCAGUAUGGGGUGCCCUACUCGGCGGUUGUAGGAUUCACAAGAAUGUUGAUCUUGCUUCUCGAGUAGCCCAAAAGUUUGAUGUCGAGCUUGAUCCCGACUAUGCUGCGGGGUAUCUCACGCUGUUGUCAAAUGUAUAUGCUACCGGAAGGAGGUGGCACGACGUUGCUAAUGUGAGGCAAAAAAUGAUUGAAUCGGGAAUGAAAAAGCCCGCAGGUCGGAGUUGGGUUCAAAUUGAUGGAGUUAUCCAUCAUUUCCAGGCAAGCGACAGCAGCAGCAGGAAACACACAUCUUCUAUCUACGAAAUCCUAUGGCAAGUCACUAGACAGGCAAAGCACGAAGGCUACACGCCAGACCUAUCCGAAGCGAUGUAAGUUGUCGAGUAAUAUGUAAGGGCUCUGAGAAUUCAGUGUUAUU